Messenger RNA from Cinclus cinclus, 543 nucleotides. RefSeq names its product interleukin 23 subunit alpha (gene IL23A). The record is from RefSeq and is a predicted model, not a curated record. Gene Ontology annotation, cellular component: extracellular region; interleukin-23 complex. The transcript has 5 exons. Bases 1 to 543 code for a protein of 180 amino acids. Gene Ontology annotation, molecular function: cytokine activity. Gene Ontology annotation, biological process: positive regulation of T cell proliferation; positive regulation of T-helper 17 cell lineage commitment; immune response. NCBI's taxonomy places the organism in Eukaryota, Metazoa, Chordata, Aves, Passeriformes, Cinclidae.
AUGGCUCCGCUCCGCCGCCUCUGCCUCUGCCUCCUCCUCGCUCUGCUGCUGCCGCCUCCCGCGGCACCGGCACCGGUCCCGCUUCGCCGCCCGGACUGGGCCGCCUGCAAGAUCCUCUCCCGGGAGCUGUCGCGACUGCUGGCGACCGUCAAAGAGCCGCACUCGGCGCUGGAGGGGAUGCAGCUGCUGGAGGAGGACCUCCAGAAUUGGCCCCCCCGGAUCCGCUGCAGCGACGCCUGUGACCCCCUGGCACUGGAGACCAACCACACGCGCUGCCUUCACCGGAUCCGCCAGGCGCUCCAGCACUACCGGGACCUGCUGGGCUCCGAUAUCUUCCGGGACCAGCCCCAGCCCCAGCUGGAGACCACGAUGGAACAGCUCCUGCACCACGUCCAGACACCUCUCGAGCCCCCUCCCCCCCACCAUGCUUCCAUGGCCCCCACCGCGGUCUGGGCACAGCCGUUCCAGCGGCACCUGGCACUGAAGCGGCUCCGCUCGUUCGCUGCCGUCAUGGGACGAGUGUUCAACCACAGCGCCCGCUGA